Messenger RNA from Macrosiphum euphorbiae (potato aphid), 1257 nucleotides. The record is from the annotation of a GenBank genome assembly. Lineage: Eukaryota; Metazoa; Arthropoda; Insecta; Hemiptera; Aphididae.
AUGGACGACCGACUUUCCGGCACCGACCAUAGGUGGUUCAAAUAUUUUCCAAAUGCAAUAAAAGCUGUGUUGACCUGUCAGAGUCAGAAUAUUAUGAAGACAGCUCAAGAUAUUGCAUACGUCAUCUGUUACUUUAAACCUGACAUCACAUCAUACCAGCAAAUGCUUGUACUAUGUUGGGUGAAGACCAAGAAUAUGUUUUUCUAUGAAACUGCAUCGAUGAUUUCAUUUGUAUUAUGGCUGUUAAAAUACAGUUGGUGGUUGGCGAGAUUUGCAAUAGAAAAAUGUAAUAUUGCAUUAAAUACGAUCGAUCAAAAACCUAAUUAUAUUGAAUCAGAAGUCGAUGGUCCCAAAAGAUGUGAGGUUAAAUGUGAAGUACUAUACGACCCGGGACUUGAGGCAACUUUCAUGGACGUGGUUUUUAUUCACGGACUUAGGGGUGACAAACUUAAGACAUGGAAACAAGGUGUGUGGAAACAAGUGGAUCAGAAACCUGAGCCAGUGGUUGUCAGGAAUUCCGGAUUAUCCACGAUGAAUCAAUUUGAAAGAUUGUCUAUCGGCAAUGAGAUCAAAGAGUUUACUAAUUGUUGGCCCAGAGAUUGGUUGCCAUUGGAUUGUCCAUAUGUCCGAGUUAUAACCAUCAGCUACAGUACCGACCCUUAUUUGUGGCGACCUAUAUGGUUAAGCAAACCAGUUAGAACAACCAUGAAAGAUAGAGGAUUGGAGAUGAUAUCACUUCUAAGAAAUGUGCAUGUCGGACAGCAUCCCAUUACGUGGGUUGGUCAUUCUAAAGGGGGAUUGUUCAUAAAACAAAUAUUAGUUCAUGCUAAUGAAAACCAGCAAACUCACAAAAUCAUAACAAAUACCAGGGGAAUAUUAUUUUAUAGUGUUCCCCAUAACGGAUCUCCUUUAGCCAAUAUAAAACUACCAUUGUUUCAACGAUCAAUUGAAUUACAGGAGUUAGUAAAUGAUACACAAGAUAUACAAAAACUUCAGAAAACAUUUCAUGAAAUGAUGAACGUUAAUAGACAAAUUCAAGUGAAGAGUUUUAUUGAAACCAAAUUGACACUUAUGAAACUAAUUUAUUUAAGGAUUGUUUCUAUACAGUCUGCAGAUCCAGGAUUUGGAGAUUUAUAUGGUGUUCCGUUGGAUCAUCGAAAUAUUUGCAAACCAAAAAAUCGGAAUUGUUUUUUAUAUCAAGAGCUGGUUAAUAUGAUACAAUCAUUGAAGCAAUCAACAGUCGAAGAAACGGUGUAA